Clupea harengus (Atlantic herring) is the source of this 1569-nucleotide messenger RNA. RefSeq names its product serine/threonine-protein kinase/endoribonuclease IRE1-like. Gene Ontology annotation, cellular component: IRE1-TRAF2-ASK1 complex. Gene Ontology annotation, molecular function: protein serine/threonine kinase activity; RNA endonuclease activity; ATP binding. The transcript is spliced from 8 exons. The coding region runs from base 94 to 1569 and encodes 491 amino acids. NCBI's taxonomy places the organism in Eukaryota, Metazoa, Chordata, Actinopteri, Clupeiformes, Clupeidae. Gene Ontology annotation, biological process: protein phosphorylation; regulation of apoptotic process; intrinsic apoptotic signaling pathway in response to endoplasmic reticulum stress. The record is from RefSeq and is a predicted model, not a curated record.
GUAUCUGUGUUUAUGGGUCUUGGUGUGGGUCGUCUCCUUGCUACACCGCAUGACUCCUACUAAGACUUGAUUUUCCAACUUUACUAAGAAAAUAUGGAGGACCUUUCAUUCAUGUUUCGACUUCUGGAUGAUCUGUCUAAAUCAGAGCUAAAAAGGUUCAAGGCCCACCUGAGCGAAGACACCCUGAAGGGCUUUGCACGUGUCCCCUGGGGCCGGCUAGAGCAGGCAGACGUAACUGACACAGUGGGUCUGAUGAAGGUUUACUAUAGCGUCAGAGGCUGUAAGGAGAUGACACAGCACAUCUUGAAGACUAUGGGGCGUCUGGAUCUCAUAGAACGGUUUGGGCAGAAUUCUCAAGAUUCCUCUACUGGAUUCACCAAUCAGACAGUGAGUGGAGCAGGGACUGGCGUGACUGAGGACGUCCACACUCUGAGAUUGGGAAGUUCUGAAGAAGUCAACAGACUGUCCUCUGUUGCCACACCCUCUGCACCCAUGGCUUCCACCACAUCCACAAACAGGAGAAAUUGGAAUCCACAUAGCGAAAGAUGGCGGAAGAAACUGCACGAGCUUGCAAAUCUGGAGGACAGUAAGGUGACAAGAGUCGGGGGUCUGAUAUUUGUCCCUGAUGAGAGAUUUCAGAUCGCCCUGAUAGGACAGACUGAAGUCCUCUUGGGACUCAGGGAUGAUGGCACAGAAGUAGCCAUAAAGAAAAUUAGCCAUUCCUACUUCAAGAAGCUCCAACAGGAGCUGAAGGUUUUCCUGAAACUCAGGUUUAACAGUCUUCAUGUUGUGCAGUACGUGGACUCCACAUCUGACAAGAACUUUGGCUACAUUGCCAUGCAGCUGUGUGAGUUCAACCUGGAUGAAUACAUAAAACAAAGGCAACCAGCAGUUUCAGAGAGGAAAAGAAUAGCAAGGGAGGUCCUUGAUGGUCUGAAAGACCUCCAUGAGAAUGAUGUGAUCCAUCGGGACAUCAAGCCUCAUAACGUUUUCAUUGAUAAUGACGGGUGGGUGAGGUUAGCUGAUUUUGGGAUAAGUCGUAUCCUAGAUCCGGACCAGACUACACAAGUGACAGACAGAGCUGGAACAAAGUGCUGGGAGGCUACAGAAAUAAUCAGCGGCCAACCAGAGGACCAGAAGCCUCGGUACAAGCGGAGCACUGAUAUACAGGUGGCUGGUAUGCUGGUCUACUACAUCCUCUCUGGUGGAAAACAUCCCUUUGGAGAAGGCGUCCGCUGUCCAACCAACAUUGUGGAUGGAAUCUAUACCCUUGAGCACCUAACAGAUGAGGAAGCCAAGGAUUUGGUUAAGCGCAUGAUCAACGUCAAUCCAAAAGAGAGACCACGCAUAACCGAAGUUCUCGAGCAUCCCUACUUCUGGGAGGAGGACAGAAAAGAGAUGUUCCUGGGAGCGGUGGGGAAUGUCAAGGAGGUAGAAAAAUACCUAGACUUCAGUAAUGAUGAGAACCUGGCCAGAGAAAUACAAGGGAAAAGCUUUUCCACAUGGAAAACUCAGCUGAACCAUGUGACUGAAGACGAAAUGGUUGGAUCUUGUGAAGACACAUACUAA